UGUUGGUUUAGAAAGUCCGUUUGGCAGACACGGAGAUAUGGAUUAGAUCCAUUUCUACACUGUGGCUCUGUGGGGUUAUCUACUUAAUUAAAUUAAACACCAAUUUUCUCCAAAAAAGAUGAUGUUAGUAAGGAUAGCUUUAACCAACCUACCAACCUCACUCAUUUAUGAUUUAUUCAUGAAUCCCAUCUCCCUCCCUACCCAAGGAAACAACACUUUGAUUUCAUUUGGAACCGCAUAAGAUGGCUUGCACCGCCGCCCGCAGCCUCGGAAAAUUCUGUGGGAUUUGGUCUUCGGCUUCGAGGGGUCUGGGGACGGCCGCCGUCGACGGCGAAGGCGGCACCAAGAGCAUCAAUUUGUUCUCCGCCAUAAACCAGGCCCUUCAUAUAGCCCUGGAUACCGACCCUCGUGCUUAUGUAUUCGGGGAAGAUGUGGGAUUUGGUGGUGUUUUCCGCUGCACUACUGGUCUAGCUGAUCAAUUUGGCAAACGUCGAGUUUUCAACACUCCCCUCUGUGAGCAGGGCAUUGUGGGAUUCGCAAUUGGUCUGGCAGCUAUGGGAAACAGGGCAAUAGCUGAAAUUCAAUUUGCAGAUUACAUUUUUCCUGCUUUUGAUCAGAUUGUGAACGAAGCUGCUAAGUUUAGAUACCGGAGUGGCAAUCAAUUUAAUUGCGGAGGCUUAACAAUCAGAGCACCUUAUGGCGCCGUGGGCCAUGGAGGCCAUUACCAUUCUCAGUCCCCCGAAGCUUUUUUCUGUCAUGUUCCUGGUAUAAAGGUUGUGAUUCCACGGAGUCCUCUACAAGCUAAAGGACUACUGUUGUCAUCCAUCCGCGACCCAAAUCCAGUUGUAUUUUUCGAACCAAAGUGGCUGUACCGGCUUGCAGUGGAAGAAGUCCCAGAGCAAGAUUACAUGCUACCUCUAUCAGAAGCUGAGGUGAUUCGGGAAGGGAGUGACAUAACACUUGUUGGAUGGGGGGCUCAGCUAUCGAUUAUGGAACAGGCCUGUAUGGAUGCUGAGAAGGAGGGCAUCUCAUGUGAAUUAAUAGACCUGAAAACUUUAAUACCAUGGGAUAAGGAAACAGUGGAGGCAUCCGUUAAUAAAACCGGAAGACUUCUGGUAAGUCAUGAAGCUCCAACAACAGGUGGAUUUGGUGCAGAGAUAUCUGCCUCCAUAGUUGAACGUUGCUUUUUGAGGUUAGAAGCUCCAGUAGCAAGAGUGUGCGGCCUGGAUACCCCUUUUCCUCUUGUAUUUGAGCUAUUCUACAUGCCAACCAAGAACAAGGUUAGCUCCAAACAAAGAUACAACUCGUCAUUCUCACGAUAUAUAUAGUUUUGAUAUUGUGGAAUGACUGCACUGCAGAUAUUGGAUGCCAUCAAAUCCACGGUUAACUAUUAGCAUUCAUUGAUGGCAAUGGCGAUGGGGAUGUCCACUUCAUUAUUUUAAUGUACUAUCAUCUACUUGUGUUUUAACUAAUAGAACAAAAUGCAAAUUAUCAACUCAAAUACACACUUGUUUCUUAUAGGACCUUAUGCUUUUACUUGUAAUUGUGCUGUUCUCAGUCUUCGACUUCUUAUCACAAUUUUAUGUACUUUAUUUAUAAUUCAAUAAUUGAAUUUCACGCUUGAUUUACUUGCAA
This is a messenger RNA of Salvia miltiorrhiza (redroot sage), 1635 nucleotides long. Its product is annotated as 2-oxoisovalerate dehydrogenase subunit beta 1, mitochondrial. The transcript has 12 exons. Gene Ontology annotation, biological process: branched-chain amino acid catabolic process; response to nutrient. The record is from RefSeq and is a predicted model, not a curated record. Gene Ontology annotation, molecular function: catalytic activity. The coding region runs from base 243 to 1328 and encodes 361 amino acids. Lineage: Eukaryota; Viridiplantae; Streptophyta; Magnoliopsida; Lamiales; Lamiaceae.